Cariama cristata (Red-legged seriema) is the source of this 883-nucleotide messenger RNA. RefSeq names its product calcium/calmodulin-dependent protein kinase type 1D. Gene Ontology annotation, molecular function: calmodulin binding; calcium/calmodulin-dependent protein kinase activity; ATP binding. NCBI's taxonomy places the organism in Eukaryota, Metazoa, Chordata, Aves, Cariamiformes, Cariamidae. The record is from RefSeq and is a predicted model, not a curated record. Gene Ontology annotation, cellular component: intracellular anatomical structure. Gene Ontology annotation, biological process: peptidyl-serine phosphorylation. The transcript is spliced from 8 exons. The annotation marks the transcript as partial.
AGUGUCUGGGGGAGAACUUUUUGACCGCAUUGUUGAGAAAGGGUUCUACACCGAGAAGGAUGCCAGCACCCUGAUCCGGCAGGUCCUGGAUGCUGUCUACUACCUGCACCGAAUGGGCAUCGUGCACAGGGACCUCAAGCCCGAGAAUCUGCUUUACUACAGCCAGGAUGAAGAGUCAAAAAUCAUGAUCAGUGACUUUGGAUUGUCAAAGAUGGAGGGUAAAGGAGAUGUGAUGUCCACAGCCUGUGGGACUCCUGGCUAUGUUGCUCCUGAAGUGCUGGCUCAGAAGCCCUACAGCAAAGCCGUGGACUGCUGGUCCAUCGGGGUGAUCGCGUACAUCCUGCUCUGUGGGUAUCCACCUUUCUAUGACGAAAACGACUCCAAACUCUUUGAGCAGAUCCUGAAAGCAGAGUAUGAGUUUGACUCUCCGUAUUGGGAUGACAUCUCUGAGUCUGCUAAAGACUUUAUUCGGAAUUUGAUGGAGAAGGACCCUAAUAAAAGAUACACCUGUGAGCAAGCAGCACGGCACCCUUGGAUUGCUGGUGAUACAGCACUCAACAAAAACAUCCAUGAGUCAGUCAGCGCUCAGAUCCGGAAGAACUUCGCAAAAAGCAAAUGGAGACAAGCGUUUAAUGCCACAGCGGUUGUGCGACACAUGAGACGGUUACACCUCGGCAGCAGCUUGGACAGCGCGAGUGCCAGCGUGUCGAGCACCCUCAGCCUCGCCGCACCGCUUCCCGAUGCAACCACGCGGAAAGAUUGUAUGUCUCCAUCCACUCUCUGUAGUUUUGUUUCAUCUGCUUCUUCAGGCGUUUCUGCAGUAGGAGGGAACCGGAGACCCAGACCCACCACAGUGACCACAGUGCACACAGGGAGCAAGUGA